Messenger RNA from Motacilla alba alba, 5536 nucleotides. It is a transcript of the gene OSBP2, whose product is annotated as oxysterol binding protein 2. Gene Ontology annotation, molecular function: cholesterol binding. The transcript has 13 exons. The record is from RefSeq and is a predicted model, not a curated record. Gene Ontology annotation, cellular component: cytosol; intracellular membrane-bounded organelle; membrane. NCBI's taxonomy places the organism in Eukaryota, Metazoa, Chordata, Aves, Passeriformes, Motacillidae. Bases 846 to 2834 code for a protein of 662 amino acids.
CUUGCUGUAAAACCUUUGUAAUCCAGCUGGAGUGAGGAAAAAAAUGAUCAAAUGCAAACUGUUAAUCCCUGUGGGUCCUGGAGAUUCCCAGUUCCCACUCCACGCUCCAGGUCCCACUGCACACAGGCAGCAGCUCCCAGCUGCAGCUGCUGGGCUCUGGAUUGGGGUUUAUGCCGCAUUUUUCCUCCAGAAUUACUCAUUCCCUCGAGACUGGGCAAAUUAAAGCUGGGAAAAUCCAGUGGUUUUGGAAUGUAGGGGUGAGAAAAUGGAUUUUAGGGAGGACAGGGCUGGAGGAGCCUCCGGGGUUUGUUACGGAGCUGAUGGGAUGUGAAAUGCGGCCAAAUGGCUAAAAUGGAUAAUGGACUUUCUGAUAAAAAAUAAAGGAAUUCUGGUCUUUAUUUUAAGCCAAUGUCCUAAAAAUAACCUCCAGCAGCAUUUAAAGGGGCAAUCUUCCAAAUCUCCCUCUCCCUCCCCAGAAAUCCAGCAUCCCUCUGGCUUUGGGGCUGGGUGUCCCCCAGCAGCGCUCCGGAGCCGGCCCCAGCCCAGCUCCCCGGGCUGGCGCUGCCGCCGCCGCUCUCUGCCCCGUUUUUUUGGCAGGACGAGGCUGUUUUCCGGCAGGGAUGGAGUUAAGGGCUGCUCCGUGGUGCAUGCUGGUACGAGGCUGCUUUGGUGAUGGAGCCGUAGUGCCCUGCUGCCGGCAUGUGCUGGGGAUGGCUGAUGGGCAGCGUGGCACUGGAAUAAGGACAUUUCCCGGGUCGCUGUCUCCGCGUUCCCGCGGGUUUUCCUGCAUCCCCGAGCUCGCAGCCAUGUAGGAGGCAGCCUCGGAGAGCGAGCCCGCGGUGGGGAUGAAGGGUAGGGGCUGCUGGGAGACAGCAUCGCUCCGCUCCUUCUGCAACGCCGGCUGUCUGAAUAAAUUCCACAAGGAUGACUCGGGUGACGAGGAGCCCGCCUCGCAGUCAGACAAGAGCGAGCUGCACGGCCCCCUGAAGACCCUGUCGAGUAAGCUGGAGGACCUGAGCACCUGCAACGAGCUGAUCGCCAAGCACGGCGCGGCCCUGCAGCGCUCGCUCAGCGAGCUGGAGAACCUGCGCCUGCCGGCCGACAGCGGCGAGAAGAUCAAGGCGGUGAACGAGCGCGCCACGCUCUUCCGCAUCACCUCCAAUGCUAUGAUCAACGCCUGCCGCGAUUUCCUGGACUUAGCCGAGAGCCACAGCCGGAAAUGGCAGCGGCUGCUGCAGCAUGAGCGGGAGCAGCGGAUCCGCCUGGAGGAGACCAUCGAGCAGCUAGCCAAGCAGCACAACAGCUUGGAGCGCGCCUGCCGCGGGGCGCCCGGCCCCGCCAGCGCCGCCAGCAGCGCCAAGGCAGGGAGUGUGCAGUCUGCCAAAGGAGAGGCCAGUGAUGAAGAUGAGGAGACGGAGUACUUCGAUGCCAUGGAGGACGCACCAGCUUUUAUCACUGUAACUGCAGACCCCAAGCACCACAGGCGAUCGGGCAGCAACCUGAGCGGGGCCAGCGAGGGCCACCCCGAGGACUGGAACCUGGAGGACAGUGUGUUUGAGAGCUCAAAUCAAAGCAGCUACAAUGAGUCCACGGGCAGAGAUCUCCUGCCGAGGAAGAGGAGAAGGACUCGAAUUCCUGACAAACCCAACUACAGCCUUAAUCUCUGGAGCAUCAUGAAGAACUGCAUUGGCAAGGAGCUCUCCAAGAUCCCCAUGCCCGUGAACUUCAAUGAGCCCCUGUCCAUGCUGCAGCGGCUCACGGAGGACCUGGAGUACCACGAGCUGCUGGACAAGGCGGUGAAGUGUGAGAGCUCCACGGAGCAGAUGUGCUUUGUGGCCGCCUUCUCCGUGUCCUCCUACUCCACCACUGUCCACCGCACUGCAAAGCCAUUCAACCCCCUCCUGGGGGAGACCUUCGAGCUGGACCGCCUGGAGGAGCUGGGCUUCCGAUCCCUCUGCGAGCAGGUGAGCCACCACCCCCCGGCAGCCGCCCACCAUGUGUACUCCAGGCGAGGCUGGACGCUGUGGCAGGAGAUCACCAUCGCCAGCAAGUUCAGGGGCAAAUACCUCUCCAUCAUGCCACUGGGCGCCAUCCACCUGGAGUUCCACUCCAGUGGGAACCACUAUGUCUGGAGGAAAGUCACCUCCACAGUGCACAACAUCAUCGUGGGCAAGCUCUGGAUCGACCAGUCUGGUGAAAUAGAGAUUGUUAACCAUAAGUCCAAAGAUAAAUGCCAGCUGAAAUUUACCCCCUACAGCUACUUCUCCAGGGAUGUCCCCCGCAAGGUGACAGGGGUGGUGAGCGACGCCGAUGGCAAAGCCCACUACGUGAUGUCUGGCACGUGGGAUGAGAAGAUGGAGUGCUCCAAGAUCCUCCACAGCAGCCACGGCAGCACCAGCACCGAGGGCAAGCAGAAAACUGUCUACCAGACACUGUCCCCAAAGGUCCUGUGGAGGAAGUACCCGCUCCCGGAGAAUGCUGAGAACAUGUAUUUCUUCUCGGAGCUGGCGCUGACGCUGAACGAGCCCGAGGAGCGCGUGGCGCCCACGGACAGCCGGCUGCGCCCCGACCAGCGCCUCAUGGAGAGCGGCCGCUGGGACGAGGCCAACGUGGAGAAGCAGAGGCUGGAGGAGAAGCAGAGAGCCGUGCGCCGGCGCAGGGAGGCCGAGGCCGUGGUGGCCCUGGAGGAAGGGAAGGACUACGAGGGGUACCUGCCGCUGUGGUUCGAGCGCAAGGUGGACGCCGUCACCGGGGAGCUGAUCUGCGUCUACAAGGGCGGCUACUGGGAGGCCAAGGACAAGCAGGACUGGAGCGUGUGCCCCGACAUCUUCUGAGCCCCCCAGAGCUCGGGGGCCACCCCUGGGACAGCGGCACAGCCCGAGGGACAGCGAGGACAUGCCGGCAGCGUCCCGCCGGGCCAACAGAGUCAAUACAUGCAGAGAUCCAAACAGGGAUUCCAAACCUAUUUUUUUACGCACUAAUAAAUAGCAUCUUUUUUUUUUUUAAUGAUGGCUUUUCCAGCGACUGCUUAGGAGUGAGGACACGUGGAGCUGGGCUGGGUUCAGGAUGUUCAUUGCUGUCAGGAGUUGCUGCCUAUAUCCUCCAGCGCCUUGGCUCCGAUGGCCGAGACGUCGACUUCCAAAGAUGCCCGGGGUGUGGGAAUGCUGUGCUUGUGUGAGCUCUUCUCUUUGCCAUUGUUUUUCUUCUUUUGGGACCCCAUUUCUGUGUGGACUUUAUGGAAUUAUUUUUUUAAAAAAACGAAUCCUGCUCCUGGUUCAGGUUUCCUUCAAAGACGGACACGAACAACUCUGCUUGGAAAACUGUCCCCAGGAGCUGAGGCACUUGAUCCCAGAGGCUCUUGGUGGUUCCACAGUGCCCAGGCAUCCCAGUAACACCAAGUAGGAUAUUUCAGCUGGAGACUUUGGGGUUUUUGACCUGUUUUUUUUUCAAGAGCGUUGGAGGUACUUCCCCACAGUCUGAUGUGUUCAGGCAAAGCUUGGCCUGUCUUUAUCGUGUGGGAGUGGUUUGAGUGAGGUUUGCUUUGGUUUUCCUGCAAUCACAUCCGAAGGGGGAAAUGGCCUCAGCGAGGCUGGGAACUCCAGGCCGAUGCAGCGAAGAGUUUUUGUCCCAGUGAUGCUCCUGGCUCCAUGUCCCUGCUCUGUAUCCCUGCACAUGGGGGCUGGAUCUCAAUUCCAGCUUUUCCAUCGCUGUCUCCCUGCUGAGCUGUGCCUGAGGCUGGGUGGGAGAGGAGGGAAGAGGUGCCAUGGGGAGAGGAGAGGAGAGAUGCCGUGGUGCUGCUGGGAUGGAGCCCUGGUCCUGCAUCUCCCGCCCCGUUCAGCCAGACAGGCCUGGCCACAGGCUGGGGCUGGAGGGUCCCUGCAUCCCAGCACCUGCUCACAACUCCUGCUCCUCCCCUCCCUUGUCCUGGGCUCUCCCUGCAGCAGCUCCAGUUUGUCAGGGCAGGGAACCCCUCGUCCCCCUCAGCCCUCCUGGGGAGGAGCUCCGGCAGGAGCAGAGCGAGUGCUGCUGGUGACAGGUGAGGACUGGGAGCCCCGAGGGGAAGCAGGAGGUGGUGGCAUCCCGAAGAUGGGAUCUGCUGGGCCAGGAACACCUGGAGACCUGCAGUGGCCCUGCUGGAUCCCAUUUUUGCUGUCUCCUUCUCUGGCUCUCCAUCAUAUCACACUGACCCUGCCUCUGGGGCUGCCCGUCACACCCACGUGAAGUUAAUUAGCAAUAACGAACCUUGAGGCAAUGGUAACUGGAAUAUCCAGGCUUGCACACGGGACACUUAUGCAAUCAGGUUCCUCAUCCAUCGGUCUCCUCCUGAUCAGCUUCCAGCACUUCCCUCCCUGUGAUCCCCACAGUGUACAGUCCCCAUGGCCCUGACGGCGUCACCGUGCUGCGGGGCAGCCCCCACUGCUCUCAGUGCACCCUUUGAUCUUAUUUAUUUGCUUCUAAUUUAUACAUAUAUAUAUAUAUAAAUAUAUAUAAAAUUAUUUUGCUUAAAUUUCUAUGGUACACAAAAGGUGAAAAAUGAUGAAGACAGAAGUGUCUGUCUGAGUUUUUACAGCACGAGUACGAUUCCCCUCGGCUCGUCCCCGAGCUCGGGUGGUGGUGAUGGAAAGAUUCCCAUGGCAGGGAAGCAACGGUUUGCUCCAAAGCUGGAACCUGUAGCAUGGAAAAGGUGUUCCAGAGACAUUCCCGUCUGGAAAUGAUGUGAUUGGGCUUUGUGGCACUAGGGAUUCCUGGGAGUGGGAUGCUCCAAGCUGCUUCCCGGUGUCCCGAGAGUUGCAGCAGCUGCUCUGGAAUGUUCACUCCUUCCUGGAGCUUUGCCCCGGCUUGGGAAAGCUGAUCUUAAAUGCUCCAGCCUGAGAUUUGGCCUGUGAGAGCUGUCCUGGCCCCAGGUGUUCUGCCUGGGAGAGGGAGGAUGCUCCCCACGGGUCCCUGGUGCCGCUGCCCUGGCUGGGGCAGCACCCGAGUGUCCCGGGGGAUUUGUCCCUGAGUCGGGUCUGUGGAAGGGGCUGAUGUGGAGCUCUUCAGAAUGCCUUAUUUGCCUUUUUGCUGUGUCAAUGCAAGUGUCACCCGGGAGCUUGGAGCAGGGAGGAGCUGCAGCACAGGCUGUUCCCAGGCUGGACUGGGCUGUUCCAAGGCGGAGCAGAGCAGGGAGCGGGAUGUGCUGGGCUCUGGGGCCCCGAGGGGUCCCCUCUGCUGUGCCCCCAUCGCCUCCUCCAUCUGGGAACCCCCGUCACAGACCCUGCACAGCUCCACGGAGCCGGGGGGAGCACGAGGAGCACCCCAACCCAGAAAUCCCCCAGAUUUUAUGCUAAUGGAAAAAACUGCUCCAUCUUCCAGAGAUCAUCUUAUCAGCAGCACUUAACCAGAGCACCAUCUCCUGGUCCUUCUGUUCCUCCUCGAGGAUUUUAAUGUCAUUCCACUGUAAAUGCUGUUGAAUGUAUUUUCUUUUUGAACAAUAAUAUAUUGUGAGUGAUCCCUCUUCUCCUACACGGAAAUAAAACUUGGAUUCGGGAGUUUUAAA